AUGCUGCGUAAUCUUGACAAAAAUAAUGAUUGCUUUGAUCCUCAUGUGGUUUCCGUCGGUCCUUAUCACCAUGAGAAACCUCACCUCCAAGAAGUUGAGAACCUCAAGACUGAAAUGGCAUUGCGAUAUUGUGGCCGUUUUCCAGGACUUGGGGUUUCUGAUUUAUACAAGAGAAGUUCUGAUUUAUACGAGAUAGUCAAAGAUGCGGCCAGUGAAGCAAGAGGAUUCUAUGAUAAGGAAAUAUUGAAUAAUAUGGAUGAUAAGGCAUUCACAAAAAUGAUGUUUCUUGAUGGUUGCUUCAUUCUGGAGUUCAUAAUCAUGUGCUUGCCGAUGGAAGAAGAGGGGUAUCAUACUAACAUGACAGCUAAUUUCAAGCGAGACUUGUUCUUGUUAGAGAACCAACUCCCUUGCAUUUUCAUUAAUGCUAUUGAGUUUGCCUACGGGUCAUCGCCAAAAGAUAACUCUCCUCUUCAUCUUCUCGAGGUGAUACAAAAACCUACUAUCCAUGGCCGAAAAGCUAAAAAAUCAGAGACCAAUGUUCUGAGAGGCAAGCCUGACGUCUGGUUCUCUCGUUAUCCAGCCAGGGUGCUCAAGUGUAUAGGAAUCCUGUUCGGCCCCAACAAAACAGCCUUUGAUUGGUAUUCUUAUCAUCUAGCCAGGGUGCUCAAGUCUAUGGGAAUCCAUUUCAGACCCAACAAAACAGGUAGUUUUAGUGAUAUGAAGUUUGAAUCUCGUCUAUUUGUCUGGGGAGUGCUCACACAUCCUCCAAUACGCAUAGAUGCCUCCACCAAAUCCCUGCUGCUCAACUUGAUGGGUUUGGAAUCGAGCCAUACAAACUCGGCGGACAUGCGGGGUCUCGUCACCUCUUAUAUGUGUUUCAUGGACUCACUCAUUGACAAUGCUGACAAUGUGAUAAUCCUCAGGUCCCAGAACAUCAUCGUCAAUUGCUUGGGAACCGACCAAGAUGUUGCAGAUCUCUUCAACAACAUAGCAAGCAAUUUGGUCCCAAAUCCCCAUAUUUAUGAUGCAGCUAAGCAUGGAAUUCAAAAGCAUUGUGAGAGCAAGUUCAAGAUAUGGAUGGAAGAAUUUCACCGCGUCCAUUUCAAAAACCCUUGGACUCUUUUUGCAUUAUUUGGUUCCCUUUUACUCCCGAUGCUCACCGUCACUCAGACUUAUCUUGCAGCAAUGCAGCUCGAACAAUGA
Ziziphus jujuba (common jujube) is the source of this 1203-nucleotide messenger RNA. Its product is annotated as UPF0481 protein At3g47200-like. Bases 1 to 1203 code for a protein of 400 amino acids. The record is from RefSeq and is a predicted model, not a curated record. NCBI's taxonomy places the organism in Eukaryota, Viridiplantae, Streptophyta, Magnoliopsida, Rosales, Rhamnaceae. The transcript is spliced from 2 exons.